GGGCGGUCCGUCGCCCCCCUUGCAAGGCUUCUCCGUCACCCACCCCUCUCCCCCCUUUUGUCCUUCUUCCUCCCAUCCAAGCUGCUCCCAGAACCUCUCAGCCCCCGGAACCGGGGGGAGCCCACCCUAACAGCGUUCCUGCAGCACAACAACGAGAACAGCUUCUUCCAAAUGGGGAGGAUCAGGGUAGGGGGAUGGGGAGAGGGUGCGCGGUUCCCUUCUCGCCACUUCCUUGUAUGGACAGUGGGGGACUCCAAAGCCAGGCUCUGGAGAGGCCUGAAACCCGGUACCCGGACGUGCUGGGGGAAGCACAAAGGGGCCGACAAGAAGGGGGUGGGGAGGCCCGCCGGUGCAACGACAUGGAGUGGGUUGGUGCCUCGGGAGAGCGAAUCCAGGGCGGCGGGGGACGGCUAUGAAUUACACCCAGAACGACUGAAGUCAGACAGUAAAAGCUUUCCCAGUAUUCACUGUUUUUUCUACCACACUCCCGAGGAAGCUCACAUGGGCAGAGCCGGAUAAUCCGGAGGGCAUACCCCGAAGAUUUUUACACCCAGAUGAUGGAUGAGUGCUACCGGAUAUGGGCCCAGCUGGAGCGCGAGGCUGGGACCCAGUUACACAGGCAGACUGGGCUACUGCUGCUGGGAAUGAGAGAGAAUUCAGAAUUAAAAACCAUCCAGGCCACUUUGUCUCGACAGGGGGUGGAACACCAGUGUCUUUCAGCUGAGGAACUGAAGCAACGUUUCCCCAAUGUUCGGUUGGCCGGGGGAGAAGUGGGGCUCUUGGACAAGUCUGGAGGGCUUCUCUAUGCAGACAGGGCCCUCAGAGCCCUCCAGGAUGCAAUUCGACGUCUCGGGGGCCUAGUGCGUGAUGAAGAGAAGGUGAUGGAGAUAAGACCAGGGCGACCCGUCACAGUGAGAAGUACCUCCAGGAGCUAUCAAGCCAAGAGCUUGAUCAUCACAGCAGGUCCCUGGACCAACCGGCUCCUCCGUCCCUUGGGAAUUGAGCUGCCUCUCCAAACCCUGCGGAUCAAUGUGUGUUACUGGCGAGAGAAGGUUCCAGGAAGCUAUGGUGUGUCCCAGGCCUUUCCUUGCUUCCUGGGCCUCGGCCUCAGCCUGGCUCCCCACCACAUCUAUGGGCUGCCCUCCGGAGAGUACCCAGGGCUGAUGAAGGUCUGCUAUCACCACGGCAACAGCGCCGAUCCUGAGGAGCGGGACUGCCCGGAAGCACUCUCAGACACCCAAGACAUCCAGAUCCUGAGCCGCUUUGUCAGAGAUCACUUACCUGACCUGGAGCCCAAGCUUGCCAUCCUGGAGCGCUGCCUGUACACGAACACCCCCGAUGGGCACUUCGUUCUUGAUUGCCACCCGAAGUAUGACAACAUUGUCAUCGGUGCUGGAUUCUCUGGACAUGGAUUCAAGCUCUCCCCUGUUGUGGGGAAGAUCCUGUAUGAAUUAAGCAUGAAAUUAACGCCAUCCUAUGACUUGACACCUUUUCGGAUGAGCCGCUUCCCUGGCCUGGGCAAAGCCCACCUUUGACCCCUGGCCAGCAGCCUGCCUUGUGUGCACAGGAGCUGGGAAUAAAGCCCUGUGGCUAUUAAAUGUCA
Molecule: messenger RNA, 1603 nt
Organism: Zalophus californianus (California sea lion)
Lineage: Eukaryota; Metazoa; Chordata; Mammalia; Carnivora; Otariidae
Gene: PIPOX
Product: pipecolic acid and sarcosine oxidase
Exons: 9
Coding region: 555-1535 (326 amino acids)
Cellular component (GO): peroxisome
Molecular function (GO): L-pipecolate oxidase activity; flavin adenine dinucleotide binding; sarcosine oxidase activity
Source: RefSeq, a predicted model, not a curated record